Molecule: messenger RNA, 12725 nt
Organism: Numida meleagris (helmeted guineafowl)
Lineage: Eukaryota; Metazoa; Chordata; Aves; Galliformes; Numididae
Gene: PCNT
Product: pericentrin
Exons: 49
Coding region: 1210-11361 (3383 amino acids)
Biological process (GO): signal transduction
Molecular function (GO): molecular adaptor activity
Source: RefSeq, a predicted model, not a curated record
UGAUGAUAAGAUGUGUCAAACUAGAAUAGCUGAGUUAGAGAAAAGACUUCUGGAGAAACAGCAAGCGGUUGAAAGACUCACUAUGCAGAUGGAUAAACUGCAGGAACAACUUAGCCAGCACAGAGACUCUAUACAGCUUCAGGUAUGUUUCAUAAUAAUGGGGAUAGUACUACUUGAAAUCUAAGAAUAUAUAGGAGACAAGACCCAAAGUAAGUAUUGCUUUUAUUGAAAAGUAUUUCACCUUACUAACAUGCUACCAAAAUCAAUACUUAUGUCUUCUCUUUACCGGUUAGUGCAAUUGUUGUUCAGGCCUUCAUAUUGCUUGAACCAAAUGUUAGUGAAGUUAAAUGGAAAUAGUUUUAUUUUGAGAGAUUUUUAUUGAAGUGUUUAGGUAAAUUCUUCUGCACAGAAAAGGCUGGAGACUUACUUUUUUUUCCAUUAUUUUUUAAUUAAACUUAGUCUUGGUAUACUGAGGAGUGGACCUUUACAGGAAAAAAAAAACAAAAAAACAAAAAAACAACCUAUAAGAACCAGUUAAGAAAGUAGUCUUAAUCAUGCACUGAGUUAGAGCUUGAUUUAAAAGAAUAGAGCUUGUAUUUUUAUAAAUAGUGAUGUUAAAAAUACAUGCAUCAAGGUCAAACUGAAAAUGGUAGGGAAGAAAAACAAAACAAAACCUAACAUACUCUUCAAGCAUUGAAAAGGAAGAACUUACUGACAUCACAGUGUUUCUAUGGAUAUACCUGGGUACCACACAGUAAAUUCAGCUUGUCUCCUGAAUUGUAUUGCAGAAUCAUUAAGGUUUGAAAAUUUCUCUAAGAUCAUCUAGUCUAGCCAUCCAUGUAUCACUAAUAUUGCCCACUAAAUCAUGUUCUUAAGUACUACAUCUGCCCUUUCUUUAAACACCUCCAAGGACAGUGAUUCUACUGUUUCCCUGAGCAACCUGUUCCAGUACCUAGCCACUCUUUCUGAGAAUAAAUUCUUCCUGAACAUUCACAUGGUGUGGCAGACUUCCUUCUCACUCCAAAAUGAUGGAGAUCAUUUACACUUGUUUUUUAUGUGCAUUUUUUUAGGGGUAUUUUUUUUGGUGUGGACGUAUGAUUAAGUAGGAUACAGUAAACAUUAUUAAACUUGCAUAUACCUUUCCCUCAACAAAAAUAUUUAAAAAGAUAUUUUAAAUUUCCCUUCUCCAGCAUUUCUGUGUAAAGGUAAAUGAUCAAGUGCAUCCAAAGAAUAAUUGCUUCCUACUUUGCAUGUUCUUUGUUUCCAAGUCCUAAUAGAAGAUGUUUCCUGUUGGAAAUAACUGUUCAAGAGCAGAAUGGAGUCAUAAGGAAACUAACAAGCUGCCUUCGACAAACAAGAAAGGAUUGGGAUGAUUUGCAGGAAGAGGCUUCAUGUGUAGCUGAUCAGAUCCAUGGUUUACAACUUCAGUUAUAUCAGGUUAAUGAGAUGCUGAAGAGUAAAAACUCUGGGAAGAAAGAGGUAUUAGAAGCCCAGCAGCAAAUGUCCUUGUUUCAGAACAGUCUCCAGGAGCAAAAUGCAUGUUUGGAGAUGCUGCAUCAGAGAGCACAUGACCUGGGGGUACAGCUUGAGUAUUCUCAAAAGGUACAUGAACGAGAGCAUGACCGUGAAAUCUCUGAACUGAUUACUAAACAUAAAGAGGAGAUGGAGAAGCUCCGUGUUGAACUUAAUAAAGAGAAGCUACACCUGUUGCAUGAACUUCAGCAGCAAAUGGCAGCCACACACAAAGCAGAGAUUGAACGUACCCAGCUCCAAUCAAAGACACUUCACAGCCUUGAAUUGGAAGCAUUACGCCUAAGCUUAAAUAAUUUGCACACCUCUCGGCUUGAGCUUACUCAGUCUAACUUGAGAAAAGAAAAGGAAACUGCACUUGUGGAGCUACGGGAGAUGCUCAAUGAUAAGCGUGCUCAGGAGGUAGCAAUUCUGCAAAGCCGUCAUCAGCUAGAGUGCGAGAAAAUUAAAGAACAUUGUUUGAAGGAGAAAGAAGACCUAACAUCAAAGUAUCGGCAAGAAUUAGUUGAUCAAAGAAAGAAAACAGAAUUGGAAAUGGAAGAGAAACAUAUCCAGAUGUUAGAGACUCUUAGAAGAGACUGGGAAUUGGAGUCUGAGAUGCAUUUAAAAUACACGUGUGAGGAGCUGUCUAAAAAGCAUCAGGCUGAAAUAGCAGAGCUGCAGAAAACUUUGGAAGUGGAAUUAGAAAAAGUCAAAGCAGAGCUGGGACUUCUUUCUCUUGAGAAGGAACAAUCUGAAAUGAAAUGUAUAGAUUUGGAGAAACAACACCAGUUAGCAAUCACAACAUUAACUAAACAACUGCAGUCUGAUCAUAACCAACUCCUAGAAGAUAUGAAGAUAGAAAGCCAAGAAAAAGAACAGAAUCUACAGAAGGAGCUGGAAAAACUUCAGUUUAUGCAUGAAGAAUUCAAGGCUCGAUCUCAAGUAGAAGUCAAGUACCUUUGGUCUCAACUUGGCUGUACCCGAGCAAAUCGGCAGGAGUUAAGUGAUGGUGAGUCAAUCUGGUUGAGGAUGGAAGCUUAUGUUCCAGAGCUAAAAGAGCAUCUCAUGGCUCGUGCAUCACAGGUGGAAGAAAUAGAGCAUUUAAAGCAAAAAUUUGAAGAGCAGCAUCAGCAAACAAAAAGUGAGCAUGAGACUGAAUUAGAACAACUGAGAAUCUACUUUGAAAGAAAGUUAAGAGUCACUGAGGAAAACUACAGAGAAGAAUUGACUUUGCUGCAUCAGAGACUGCAAGAACUGAAAGAAUAUUCAGUUUCUGAGGUGGAUGUGAGCCAUGAUCAAGCAGGGAAUAUCAGUUCUUCUGCCACAGUUUUUGGAGAGACUGUUGAGAAAGAGAGAAAAGACUUUUUCCUUGAUCAACUGAAUCAGCAGCUGGAGCAACAUAAGGAAGAAAUUGCCUGUUUGCAAGUACAACUUAAAGAAGAUCACAGACAUGAACUAGAUUCCUUAAAGUCUUCCCUUGCACUUCAGUAUAAAGGAGACCUACUGAAAAUGAAGAUGGACCUCUCAGACAAGUAUGUAGCAGAAUUAGAGGAAAUGAAAAGAAAGCAUUGUUUAGAACUUGAGCAGCUCCGUGCUAGACUUUCAGAAGAACAUAUCAAAGAAAUCACUAAAUUGCGCCUGCAGUGUGCUCAAGAUGCAGCACGUCAAGUUGAAAUGGAGGUGGCCAUGCGAGUAUCUGUGCUAGAGGAAGAACACAAAGUUAAGCUCUCUCUCCUCCAUUCUGAGGAACAGCAUAUUGCAGAGCUUUCAGAGGAAAUAAAGUGUUUAAAGGAAGAGAUAAGUAAACAAAAAGACUUUUUUGUGCAGAAUGAAAAGCAUCUGAAAGAGCAAAUGGAACAGGUAAAAUUUAAAAUUGCUGAGGAUCACAAGAAUGAAUUAAAGGAAGCUAGGGAAGAAGUCCAGAAAAUAGAGACUAUGUACAAAGAAAAAGAGAAGAAAUGGAAAUGUGAAAGUGAGGACCAGAGAAUCCAAGCAGAAGAGAAAUUAUCGUUGUUGCACUCAGAAUUGCAAAGUAGGUUGGAACAUGAGAAGCGGAAUUUACAAAAGGAGUUUGAACUUCGUGAAACUCAAAUGAAUCAGCUCCAAGACCACCAGGCUGCCAAAAUUGUAGAAUUAGAGAAGUUGGUAAAAGAGCAGCAAAACAACUUGCAACAACUAGAGGACAGCCUUGCAGUUGCACAGGCUACACAGAAGUCUCAAGAACAAUAUGACAGUGACCUGCAGGCAGCCAAAGUGCUUAUGGCAAAAGAAAUGGAAAAGGCCAAGCUUUGCCUGCAGGAAGAGUGUGCACUGAAACUUAUGGAAGCACAAAACAAGUUUAUGGAGGAACGCAAAGCUAUGACUCAGAAGUUCACAACUGAGCAGGAGAUUCUUCUCCAAGAGCUGAAGAAGAAACAUGUUGAUGAGCUAGAACUCCAAAGUCAGCAGCUACAGGAGAAUCAUAAGCAGAAAAUUUUAUCUCUGACAACUGAAUUUCAGAGAAAGCACCAAACUGAAAUUAAGAUACUUCAAUCAACACUAGAAAGUAAACAGCAAGUUCAGCUUGAAGCUUUUGUUGCUGAACUUCAGACAAAGCAUCAAGCACAAAUUGAUGAGCUGGAGGCUAAACACUUAUCAAACCUGGAUUCCUUGGAGUCAUCCUACCUAUCUGAAAUUCAGAAUAUAAGAGAUGAACAUAGGAAGGUUCUUGAGAAGCUACAGCUGCAUCACACAGAGCAGCUCCAUGAAAAGGAUAAAAUGAAUCAAGCAUGCCUGGCUCAGGAGAUAGAGAUACUGAAAUUAAAGCAUGCUGAGGAACUUCAGCUAGCACAAAAUAAUUUGAAAAUUGAGCUAGCUACUGUGCAUAUGGAAAAACUUAAAAUUAUGGCUGUAGAAGCAGAAGAAGCUCAUAGGGAUGAUUUGAAAGCAGCUUUGCAAAAUCAGAGAAGUUUGCUGGAAGAAGAAAAGCAUCUCGCCUUGGAUAUUUUACGUGAGGAAGUAGUGCAUAUGGAGGAAAAACAUAGAAAAGCACUGCAAGAACUUCAGGAUCUUCAUGAGGCAGAAAUUAAGAAGCAUAAGGAAGAAUAUUCUAGAGAGCUGGAAGAGGAAUUGGAGAAACUAAAAGCACAGCAUGAACAUGAGCAAGAGAUGUAUGCUUCUGCAUCAGCCUCUGAAGUUGAAACUGUGAGGACAGCUCUUCUGUCUCAGUUUGAGGCAGUAAAAAUGAAGCAGCAGCUUCAGUUCCAGGAAGAGAUUGAGCUGUUGAAGUGUCAGUCAGAAGUACUCCUUGAACAGCAAAUUGCACAGCUGAAGGAUGAAUUUGAAGCUGAAAAAACAGCAUUAAUACAUGACCACGAGCAGGUGUUAAUUCAGGAGAGGGAAAAGGCACAGGCUGCUUGCCAAAAGGAGAAGGAGGCACUAUCAGCACAGCUACAGGAAAAAGCAGAAAGAAUUAUCCAGCUGGAAAAGAGAGUAGAAUCUGUAAAUCAUGAAAUACAGGAGACCAACUGUGAACUGGAGACACUCAUAGAGCGACGGGACAGAGAGAACCAAGAAGGAGGGAAUUUGGUAGCCAUGCUGAGAUCUGAUAUUGAGCAGUCCAGAGAUGAAAGGAAGAAAAUGCAGGACUCCUAUCAGCGUCUUUUGAAAUGGCUUAUGGAGCUGGUGAAGGCCACAAUUGCUGUUGAGGAUCUUAUCUGUAGCAAGAUUGGCCUUUGCCUUGAUAACAGUAUGACUUCUGCAGAUUCUAUGGAAAGUCACAGUAUUAUGGAAGAAAUAGGAUUCACACAAUACUUCAAAGCUAAAGAGAAGUGUCACCUAGAGAAAAUAGAUGAACUGCUUGAUGAAACUCUCACAGAACACAGUCAGCUGUCCCCAGCAACUGAAGAGCAGUAUGAGUUGAGCCAAUACUUAUAUGAAAGUGUUUUUGCAAAGCCAGAAAUGGCAUAUGAAAAUGAAGAAAUGAUACUGAGAAUUGGUCAUCGUUUGCGCACUGCGGUGGAAAGACUUCUGGAGCUGGUUACACAAUCAACCAAGCAACUGGAAAAAACACAUGAAAUCCAUGCACAAUUUGAAAAAUUCACGCGCCAAAAUCAGGAGACUGCUCAGGUGGUUACUCAACAUCAAGAACUAAUGGAAUGCCUCACUGAGGAAAGUGAGGCCAAGAAUCAGCUAGCACUAGAGCUUCAUAAAGCAGAAGGCAUUAUUGAAGGCUAUGUUGCCGAAAAAGCUGCACUGGAGGAGGCCUUGAAUCUGAAAGAAGAAUCUGAGCGUCGCCUUGUCGUGGAGCUGGAGAAUAUGCGUGAACGCUUCCAGGAACUAACACAGGAGCAGGCAAUUCUUGCCUUAUCCUGUCAAAACAUGAAACACACUGUCAGUAAUGGGGAAUGGAAAGAUUUGAGUGAUCAAGCUCGAAGUUCAGGUCUACUCAAGGAAGUAGAACUUUUAGCAAAGGAGAAAUUAGAACUUGAGUGUCAGGCAGAAAAGGACCAUUCCAACUUAUGCUCUCAAAUAAAAGUUCUGGAGAUGGAACUGGAAGAACAGCUGCAUAGUAAUCAAGACCUGAGUAAGCAAUUGCUGGAGGCUGCUGAGUUAAAGCAGCAAGUUGAAGUCCUUGAAAAACAGCUUAAAAACCAGCGGCAAUUCAUGGAUGAACAAGCUAUAGAAAGAGAACAUGAACGUGAUGAUUUUCAGCAAGAAAUUAAAAAGCUGGAAGAACAGUUAAAACUUGCAGCUAAAUUACAGACUUCGGGAGAGCCCAGGGAGUACGGGAACUAUGACAUGAUUCUACAGGUAGAAUCUUUACAAGCAGAAGUAAAAGAGAAGAUGGAUGACUACAAUAAGCUAUUAUUAGAAAAGGAACAAAAACAUCAAGCAAUUACAGCUCGUGAUAAAGAGAUUGAAAAACUGAUGGCACAAGUGCAAGAACUGGAACACAGCAGUACUGAAGUCUCAAAGACCGUAAACCACUUGGAACAACAACUACAAAAAAUGAAGAAAGCAGAAACUGAAUUAAAACAGGAUAAGGAAGCAUUGCAACAGCAGCAGUACAACAAUUUGAUUCAGAUCUCUGCCCUGCAAUCUAAAUUGGAUGAAGUGAGGCAUGGAGUACCUGUGGAAGGCACUUCUGACCAAGGGCUGAAGGGACAGUUACAGGCAGAACAGGAAGCACUUGAGAGGAAAGAAGGAGAGGUUGCAAGCUUGUUAGACCACCUAGAACAAUAUAAAGAUAAAUUGACCAGUAAAAAUGAGGAGAUAUCACAGCUGAAACUGCAGCUAGAGGUGCAAAAAAAUCUUAGCGCUUUCACCAUCAACCAGCUUCAGAUAGAGAAUGCACAAUUGAAGGAUCUAACAAAACUUAAUAUAAAGCAAAAUCAGGACUUGAAUGUUAGUGAUUCCUCAGCUCUGUCCUUCCUGCAAGCACUACUUAAAGAAAAGAAUCAAGAAAUAGAUCACCUGAAUGAACAGCUGAGAAGACUAAAGUAUGAGCUUGUGAACACCCUGGAGAAUAAACCUUAUCCUUUUGCUCAGGUUGUGGAAGACCAAAAAUCUGAAAUUGAAGAACUCAAGUCUCUUAUUGAGCACCUUCGUGGGGACCAGGAACGGCUGUGUAAGGACAAAGCUGAAGAGGUAGAGCAACUUCACGGAGUAAUUGAGAAGCUUCAAAAAGAGUUGGCACAAUUUGGACCAGUAUGUCAUGAAGUUAGUGACAACCAAGGUGAUAUUUUUCAAUUUGGAUUGGAAAAGUCAGUGGAAAACCUUCAGAAUGAGUUGAAGAAGGGACUGAUAGAUUGUCAGGGUGAUACUGAUCUAAACGGGAGAAAUGCAUUUCUACUCUCCAAGGUGAGGGAACUUGAGGAAGAGCUAGAGUUUGCCUCAGCUGCUAGAAAAGACCUGCAGCAGCAGCUGGAAGAGAAAGAAUCACAGUUCAAAAUGGAAGUGGAAAUUUUAGAGAAAAAAUGCCAAAACUUACAAGAGUCAUCAAGGCAGCACUUUGCAGAGCUAACCUCUCUGAGAUUACAGCACAAAGCACUUCAGGAAGAGUACAGCAUUCUCCAAACACAUAUUUCUCAGAGAGAAUCUGAAGCAAGGAUUGCUGCUUCUUGUGUUCAAGAACUUGAAGGUAGUGUGAAAAAGAGGGAAGCAUGUAUUCUGGGAAAAGAUAAGCAGGUAAAGACAAUGGCAAAUCAAAGAGAAGCUGAUGAAGGUGAAUUGGAGUACUUAACAAAACAGGCAUCAGAGCUUGAAACUGAGUUGAAAAAGAGAGCUGCAAGUCAGGCUCAAGAUGUUCACAGUCUUGAGUUAGAAGUUUCUAGACUUGAUUUUCAUGUGCAAACAGUGAAUCAGAAAAAAGCAUCUAAUCAGAGAGAAAUUGCUGAAUUGCGAGGUAACUUGAAAAAAUUGAAAGAUCAAAUCAAGAUGUACACAAAAGAGCUUGAAGCCUUAUGUUUGGAAAGAGAUGAGCUUAUUUCACAGUUGGAAUUGUGCAAGCCUAAGGAGCAAUAUGAUAAGGAGGAGGAUAACUUUCUUGAGCUGUUCUGCCAGGGAGAAAGAAAAGGCGAAGUCCUUAAGAAAGGAAUGGAGGAAUUGGAAGCACUGGAAACACAUGUUGAUCAGUCAUUUGCUUCCCCAACUGAAAAUCUGGAAAAAGAUGCUUUGUUUGACUUUACUGCUCAUAAUACAAAUAAAAAAUCUCAGAUUAAGCAAUCAGAAGAAAAUAUCUCAAUUCAGAAAUUGGACAUGAUCAACAGCUCUGAAGAACAGCAAACUUUGAAAAAGCAUCACCAUCAAACUCCUGAUUCUCCAAAAAUCAGUGUGAAUGCAGGCUGUACUGAAGGUCCUCUUAAAAACUUCCAGGAUUUCAUUGUGGAUGUGACGUCAUGGGGUUCACCUGAGAUUAUGAGAAAGCAAGAUAUAAGCAUGGAACUUCAGCCAAUGCUUAAUCUGACACCCUUUUCAGAAGUUGAAAGUACAAGUCUUGAAAUGGUGCACACUAGGUCAUCCCUGCAGGGUGGUAAUUCUGUUUUGAUGGGAUUUUCUUACUUUUAUGAAAAUGGCAGUGAGGAAGCAGCAGAGAGAGCAGAUGUAAAAUCUCCAAUUUUCUCUGAAAGUACCUACUCUGCUGAUGAUGAUGACCAAGAUAUGGGGAAGAAGAUUUUGGAUGACGUAAGAUUGGGAGCAUCCGCCAUAGAUGUGAUGAGCAAUGGAUGUGACAGCAGUACCAGAUCAAAUUUGGCAGCUAAACUGAAGGAGGAGCUACGAACAUCAGACCACUUGGAUGCUAAUUUCAUGGCUUAUCUGCAGUACUGUGGCAUGUUUCCAGAUAAUAUGGAAUCAGUGAGAGAAACGGAAAUACUUCCACCACAACUAAAGACUGUGCUGAAGUUGGUGUAUGAGGAGAGCCACAAGAUAUUGGCUUUGUCAGAACAUUCCUUUGGUUUUAGGGAGCUGAAAAAUGUUCAUCAGACCAGAGCAAUGAUGGAGGGAUGGCAAAAAGAGGGCUUAGCCUUACUGAAUGCUAUACAGUCACUGAAAGAUUAUCUUAGCAAGGUGGCAGAUAGAGGAGAUAAGGAGGAACAUAGGCAGAUGGUUAUGGAGAACCUUUUCUCUUCAGACCGGAACAGCUUGCUCUCUGAGAUACAGGAGCUUCGAGCUCAACUACGCAUGACGCAUCUUCAGAACCAGGAGAAGCUACAACAGUUGCAGGAAACUCUUACCAACGUAGAAGAUCAUGGAAGCAAACAAGAACACCAGCUUCGAAGGAAAGUUGAAUUAUUAGAAUAUAAGCUUCAGCAGGAAAAAUGCAUUGUAAGUGACCUGCAUAGCACACUGUCUGAGGAGCAGAAGAGAGCCUCUGAAACAUGCGAACUCUUGAGUCAAGAAAAAGCAGCAGUAUCAACCCUGAAGUCAGAUCUAUAUGAAUGUAAUCAAGAGAAUGAAAGGCUGCAAAAAUCCCUAGAAGAGCAUCAAAGAGAAAUAAACAAGCUCCGUUUUGAAUUGGAAAGUAAAGAGAAGAGUUUGACAGCUACUCUGCAAGAGUUGCAGACUGAACGUCUGACAGAAACAGAGCUGCGAGUUUUGCUUGAGGAACAACAGCUUCAGUAUAAGAAAGCAGACGAUGAAAAGAAAAAGGCCUUGGAGGAUUUACAGGCUGCCUUGGAAUUGCAGACGGUGCAGAAUAGCAAGCUGUCUGUAUCCUUAGAGCAUGAACAAAUAAUAAAUGAUAAUCUUCGCAAGGAACUUCGGAUAGAAUAUUCCCGCUGUGAAGCAUUAUUGUCUCAAGAACAUAACAAGGUGUUGGAACUACAGAAAAACUUGGAUGCUGAGAGAAAUCAUUCAUUGGAGCUCUUGAAUUCUUUGACUCAUGAACGUGUUUUGACAGAACAGUUGAGCAUGCAAGCUAAGGAGGAUGCUUCUUGUCUGCGCAGGGAGUUGUUGCUGGAACAGGCCUUUAUCCAAGAGCUCCAAGCCCAGCUGAAAGAAGAGAGAUCCCAAAAGACAGAGCUAGCUGCUAUUAUUGAGAAAACACACCAGAAGGCAUUUUGUUCCAAAAGGCAUCUGGAGGCUGAAGUACAGAUGUGCUGUGUAGAAACACAGAUGGAGAAAGAGAUCAUUAACAAACUCCGAGUGACACUGGAGUCUCUUCAGAGUCAAAAGCAAGAGCCAAACUUGGAACUGCAAUGCCAGAGGGAUGAACAAAGAAUUAACGAGAUGCAGGAAAUCCUGGCAGUCUUAGAGGAAACAGAAAGAAGUCUUCCAUCUCCAAGCAGUCAACGAGAACAGUUGUGUACUUUAAACAAAGAUCAAAAUGUCAAACAGCCGAUGACAAAAGAAACUGAAAAAUCCAACUUGCAGCAGCAACAGCUGAAGAAGAUAAGACAACAGUUGUUUUUUGUAGCUGCACAUCUCAUUGAGUUAAUGUGUAAAACUGUAGAUGAAACAGUUAGUGACUGGUAUGUAUCAAAUGAUGAAGCUGUAGCAUCUUUACUGCAGACAUUAAAGGAACUAAAAUCAGAUUUAUUGUCUCCUCCUGCAUCUCAGAUCACAUCUACAGGUGAUACCAACCCUGCUCAAGAACUGGAAAGAGCUGCUUGGCAGCGAGAGAGAAGCAUUCUGCAGAAUGCACUGAAACAGGCAGAAUCCGAACUGGCUAAAGCAACUGCUGAAACUGAAAACAAACCAGUGGUAGAAACAUUCAAUCCUAAGUUACAGAGAUUAUAUAGGAAGUACCUAAGAGCAGAGAGCUUUAGAAAGGCUCUAGUUUAUCAGAAGAAAUACCUCUUGCUGCUUCUCGGUGGAUUUCAAGACUGUGAACAAGCAACUCUCUCUCUAAUAGCACGCAUGGGAAUCUACCCCUCACCUGCAGACCUGCAACUUUCUGCCUCCCGCUCCUGGCCUUUUACCAAGUUCAGAUGCGCAGUCAGGGUGGUCAUUGCUGUAUCAAGGUUGAAGUUUUUGGCGAAAAAGUGGAACAAAGUUAACAGAAAAAAUGCACAGAGUGAAACCAUUUCUCAAAAUGUAGGAAGUAAUACAGCCGCUGGCGCCAGAACAGAAAGUCUGAAACAGCAGCAGCUCCCAGCUGUUCAUAUAAGCUCUCCCCCAACCUGGGACACUGGCCUGUGCCACAGAACCAGCUCUGCAAGAUCUGUGAGCUGCUGCCCCAGAUCCUCUCACCGGUCACACAACAGAUUGCCUCCAUCCACUUCAGAAAAGUCCCUUGUGCCUACUCAGGAUCCUGAACGAUCGCUUAUAGAAUACAUCCAUCGCUUGGAGAUUAUCCAGCAAAGACUGAGAGGGAUUCAGCCAGGACAAGUUCCAGGCCCGCUUUGCAAGAGAAACAUGAAAAAAUGAUCAGAAUGCUUCUGAAAUCUGUGCUGCAAAACCGCCAAGUUAUUGGGUCCUUCUGAGUUAUUCCCUGGUGAAUGGAGGCACUUAUCAUCUCCUGUGCAACUAAAUAAAGGGCAGUGCUUUUGCAUCAGAUUUUUAUGACUUCUUAUUAUAUUUUAGUACUAUAAGAGGAAGUUACUUUUCACUAAGAACAAUGUUUUACAUUCUCAUACAGAAUCACUAGUACGUUAACAGCUGAAGUGUGCCUAUAUCACUGUAUUGUCAGUUGCAAAGAGUCUCUUUGGUGUUUAUUUUUCCAUAGUGUAUAGGUGGAUUCCUUGUAAAAAAAGUUGUUAAAAUCACAUUUUAUUAGUGAGUUCUUACAGCAUAUAGUUAUUUGUUUUCACCUUACAAUUUUUUUUUUGCUGUUCUGAUAAUCUGGGUUUUAAUAUUUCUGUAAGAUUGUUAACUAAUAGAACAGCUAAAAACUCUCCCAAAUCAUCUUUAAGACACAUUGCCUUUUGGGAUGUCACGAUUUGCUUUUUUGUCUUUGCAAUAAAUAAGACUUAUUUCCCUUAGUCUUCCUCAUCACAUUCCAGUUCAGUGUCAAGCCACUCCUUGGAUUCUUCUGUGACUGAGCUUGAUCUAAUACAAAUUUUAAAAAAAGAAAAAAAAAGCUAACUUUUCUGGCAAUUACUAAUCUUGUUUAUAUCCCUAAAAUCGACAGCUAUGGUGACACUCCCACAUGGAAACUCUGACAUGUUGGCUCUUUAGGACAUGCUUCUAGCUGUGUUGACUGGAGCCUGCCAUGAGAAAGUGCUGUCCCUGACAAGUCAGUGUAUUUUUGUCGUUUAUGAGUUGGAGCAUCCAGCGCUGUAUUCUGGGGUCACAGGAACACAGCCAGCAGGGCAGGAUAGUGCAGUUCAUGCUCACACCUACAUCCCUGUGAGGCAAAGCUGCCCUUGGGCAAUGUGACUUGCUGAUGAGCGCUGAUGGGUGUCAUUCUGCAUCUGGGUGCCAUAUCCCACAGCUCUGCCAUGGGUGAAGCCUUUAGGUGCCUCCCUUGCCGCUGCAGGCUGCCUGCUCCAGAGGCACCUGUGCAUGAACAAACAAUACCUGAUUUGGUAUAAAAUCUUGCAAUAGUAAGGUGGCUUGUGAAUAGUUCUAAUCCCAUGUGAAUUGACCAAGAAAGUUUAUACGGAUCCAUGAGCAUGGCAGGUUCGUUUUAUUCUGGAUCUGGAGCCUUUAUGCAGAUCUGGCAAUCUGUCAAACUGUGCACUGAAUGUUAAUGGUGUCCUUAAUGCAGCAUCAGGUUGUCUUCUGCUGUAAACAGUGUGUGUAUCCAGACAAGCAUUCACAGCUGACACUGAAUAAAAUCCAUAAUUUCA